Messenger RNA from Zootoca vivipara (common lizard), 5278 nucleotides. RefSeq names its product C-X9-C motif containing 1 (gene CMC1). Lineage: Eukaryota; Metazoa; Chordata; Lepidosauria; Squamata; Lacertidae. Gene Ontology annotation, cellular component: mitochondrion. The record is from RefSeq and is a predicted model, not a curated record.
GCGCCGAGAGAGUGGGUGGCUUUAAAACACAAACCCAAGGUUGAGGGACUGUGACCAUGUUGUUGCUGCCGCCGCGACUUCUGUAGCUACUGAGGUGCUUCCCUCCCUGCCCCUAAAGCAAGGAAGCUGGUACAUGGAGUCUGCCCCUGGUGCAGCAGAGGAGCCCCAGCUCAGGCACGUAGAAAAGGAUGUUUUGAUUCCAAAAAUGAUGAGAGAGAAGGCCAGGGAACUAUGUUCUGAUAAAGUGCAAGCCUUCACCAAAUGUUGCCAAGAGUCAGGCAUUCUGAUGGUGGUAAAAUGCAGAGAAGAAAAUGCAGCCCUGAAAGAAUGCGUCACUGGCUACUACAAUGAUCCAUCGUUUUAUGAAGAAUGCAAGGCUGAAUAUUUGAAGCAAAGGGAAGAGUUCAGAGAAACAGGAAAUCGUCGAAAGCAGCAGAGGCUUCCUACAAGCAUGUAGUCAAAGUCUUAAAUGUUCUGGCUUACACUUAAACUUUAUAUACCUUUGAUAUCAUGGAAUUGAAUAGAUCUUAAAAUCACUUUUCCUUAACCCACUUGCUGAAAUAAAUGGAGCUUGUAUGCUAUCAUAUUGUAAUACAGGAAGCCAAGAAAGCAUGAUCCUCUGCUUAAAAACCUCAAAAGAAAAGUUGACCAAAUCAAAUUUAAAUCAAAACUUUCCUAAGUUAUUUUUAUUUUUUAAAAAACCUCCUGCAACUAACCCAUUUGCAGAGACAUCUCUUUCAACACUUCUGGGAAUUUCCAACUUUCACACCUACUUCCAUAUUGAUCAGACUGGCUGGAUUUGUGUACGAGGAGGCAGCCUUUAGACUUUCUAUGGUACCUCAAGGCAAAAAGCCAGAGCAGGAAGCCUUUGGUUUUUUAAAAAGUAGAAAAUGCUUAAAGGGGGCAGAGCCUUAUUUGUCUAAUUGAAGACCUUGCUAAAACAGCAAUGCAUGAAUGCUUCACAAACUCACAAGUUCCCAAGUGAUUUUAAAACUCAAAAGUUUUGCUUGGGAAGGGAGGGAGAACUGUGAGAAGCAACUGAAUGGCAAAUUCAGAUUACAGCCAUUCUUCCCCUUCUAAAAGCUAAAAGUUUCCCUCCUUAAAUUAGCCCCAUAUUUUUUAUUGCUGUAUCCCACAGCAGUGUAAAAAGCCAUAGGAAGUUGCCCUUAGGCUAAGCUUGUCCACCCACCCACUGUUAUCUAUGUGAAACAGCAGCAGAUGCCAAGGGGGGUGCCUUCCAGCUGUUAGUGGACUACAACUUCCACCAGCCUUAGCCAACAUGGCAAAUGGUCAAGAAUGGAUGGAAUGUGCAGGCCAGUAACAUUAAAGGGCACUGCAUUGGCUAUCCGUGCUCCAGGGUUUCUUACAGGAUCCUUCCCAACUUUAUAGCCUGGAGAUUGAGUGUGGCAUUUUCUGCAUGCAAACACUUUAUACUAUUGGACUUCUGCAGGUUAGGACUCAUGUAGCACAAAUCAUGUAAAGUAGGCUCAAGGAUUCCUUGGUAUGGUAACACCUAGACUAGAGUAUCAAUGUGUGGAAUGGGAAGGUGAAAGAGAAAGAAUAACCACUUCAAUGAGUAGCUCACCUAAAGAAACUGAGCUGGUUAAUGUUCUUACUACAUCAUGGCACCUCAUAAAACAUACAAGUCUCCUCCCACUUAGGAAUUCAUUUACCUACACAAUGUAUUUAGAUGACUAUCGCUAUGCACAGUAAGGGAGCAACAAGCAGCCCAGCAAGAAAAAUAAAAAUCUACGAAGAGAUUGCUGAGGUGUAGAAUUAUGCACCAGAUAUUACAAGUUUCAUUCAUGCAUCUUGCAGUUGUGGACAUUUCUGAGGUACAAAAGCUACGUAGCAGUCAAAAAAAUAAUGACUACUUGCAUCAAUUUAUAGAAAGCCAUUUUCAAAGAAAAAUAAUUUAUUUAAAAAUACGACCAUUUCUCCAGUACAUUGUUUAAAAUGUUAACUGUGUCAGUGUGCUGGACAGUGAUACUUAUUCAAGGCCCUGUAACCCCAAGAAGCAGCCUUGAAAAACACAUCAGAGCUCUGCAGCCACAUGAGAAAUGGCUUUUGCUGCUUUGUUAUUACACAGGUAGUUGGUUCUAUCAGCUAAAGUCUAGUGACUUGGAUUUAUUUUAUGCAUAUUGGAUUCUGUUCUAUUACUCUCCAGGAGAUUGUACUCCCUUGAGUCAGCUAUGUUCAUUGGUCAGAAUAAAUUCCAGCAUCUGACACCAUUUCCAUUAAUCACAGACAAGCCAGGUUAUGUGAGCGAGAUAAGAGUAUCGGGUGAAUGGUAUGUACCUUAUUUAUGUAUGCCGUUCACUAACACAGUAGAAGUCAUCCUUUCUCCCUCUUCCACAGAUAAAACUCUCUCCAGUAUGAGACAAAGAAUAAAUAUUUAAACUGCAAUGCAAGGAAGGGAAGACUUAGCCACGUUUCUUUUUUCAGAAAAUCACUGAUAUGCUUGCACUGCUCUGGAACACAGCACCCAGGCAAGUGAUUUUUAUCAUUUAAGAACAUGCAUCUUAAAUGGGGUGAAUAACCUUUUUUUCUUCUCUCUCCCCCCCCCCCCCGGUGUAUCUGUCAGGGGCCAUAGGCCAAAAGCAGGCAGGUCCAGAGUCAAUACUGGGUGUGGUUACACUUUUCCUCUCCACUCAGCAGGUUACUCUACCAGAUGAUAUGAACAUCAGCAGAGGGCUUUUGGAAUUGGGCCAAGGCUUGCAGGUUGCUCACUCCUGAUCUCUUGGGUCCAAUGCAGAUUUUACUUUUCCCUAGUCAUGUUUCAAGUCCCAAGUUGGGAAGGAAGGAGGAGGGUGGCAUAAUGCAUUAAUUUGUAACCGUUGAAAUGAUCAGAUGAGAUUCUGGCACAGAACUAGGGAAACCUCGGAGCUGAUAUCUCAACUGUGUUGUCAGCCCUCACCAGCCCUUUCCAGCAUGAGAGAAUCUUACUCCACUGCAUCUCAAAAGGCCAAAGAGGAAAAAUUAUUGCUUGGAAACCUGGACAUUAACAGGCUCUGAAAGCAUCCACUAUUCUCUACUUGGAAACAAAUCAAUAAUGAUUAAUAGGUUUUGCCACAAAAUAUUAAUUUCAGCUAAUCAGUAAUAUAAGGUAGGGACCAGGAACUUAAGAAUUAUUUGACUGGCAAUAGUUAGAAUAUUGAGUGACUAUGUACAUACAGGUAAUGUUUCUGACACUUCAAUGCACCUUAUGAAUAUAGGACAUAAAUUUUAUCAUAGAUUAAAUGCAUUUAUCAUAUUACAGUUCUUCCUGCUUAAGGCGCCUGGAGGUUUCUACAUCAAAGCAGUCAGUGAGCUUAGGAGUCAUAAAGCAAAGUUUUUGGUAACUGGCAGAUAGGCACCCGAACGGUCACUGCAUUUUGGCUAGGAUCAUACCAGAACACCACUAUCUAUGAAGGAAGGAUUUGCCAUUAAGUUUUUAAAGAUUUCUACUCCAUUUCUACUACCUCAGAUUCUUCACUGCAAGGCUAAAGAUGAUACACAGCUGAGACAGCAAAUCUACUCAUUUGGCUUAUUGUUUUAGUCACAAUCACUUCAAUCAUUUACCUCUUCUUCCCAGCGCACAUCACAGAGUAUGGAACAAAAACCAGACGCUGUUUCAGAACUGGAAGUAAAACCUACAUCACAUUCCAUUGUUUACCUGAGAGGCCUGAAGGAAGAGACAGUGUCAAAAAAGGAGAGGGGGAAGGACAUUCUCGAAGCUUUGUAGAAAUGUCUGAAGAUACUGUAUUUUUAAGCAACAUUCACACAAUUAGCUGCAAUGUACAGCUUUUGUUUUACUCUGAGGCUUAAUACUCUAGUAAUUUGCAGGAGUGCAAUCCGAAGACUGGCUUGUGACUCGUGUAUUCUAGGCCUUACACCAUAUACCAUUUCUUUUGAUGUAUAUGGCCUGCUUUCAAAAUUAGACAAGGGAAGAGUAAAAUCACCCUCCUUCCCAUUAGCUACUUUCCUCUUACGUCUAUGGGAGCCCAUUCGGAGCUAAAUCAAGUUCCACAGUUCUUAGCUCUUGUGCAGGCAGUUUUGGUUACAGUGAUCCAAACUGUUCUCUGGAAAGUUUAAGUGAGACGCUCUGUUUUUCGUUUCCCAAAACACUGUCUCACUAGGUUUUGGAGGGCUUGGGAAGACCCAAGAAUUAUCUUCCAGAGAGCUCUUUCCGUACGAAUUAGGUUCCUGAAAUGGAGAGUCGUGAACUGGGAUAAGUCUCUCGUCAGUGCACGAGGGGGAAGACACAGCAUUGCUGAAAAUGUGGUCGCUCGGCGGAAGUAGCCUCUUUUUGUACACAGCUCCAGAAACAGCUAAAUAAAGAUCUGUGGUGUCCCUUUCAAGGUCUUCAAUACACUGAACAGGAGCACGCGAUGGCACUGUGGAAACAGCAGAAAAUACCUAAUUAACACAAGAGACACUCAAAACUGAUACAAUUAUACUUCAUUUCAGUAGUCAAAAGCCAAUUACUCAUAAUGCAUUUCUUAACUUCUGUCCAUUCAUUUGGCUUUACUGCAACUUAGUUCUUCAAGAACCUCAAUACCCCAUUGUUUAACUCGUUGAGAAUUAAGUACCGGUACAUCACCUACAUAGGAGAAUAAAUCCAAUCUUCUCAUUGAAUGGGACUUCUGGGGUUGACAGAGUAAAGGAAAUGGCAGCUUCUUGUUGUGGUUUCUUGAGGGCUGCUUGUUCCUCUCCAGGCUGGGUCCCGUACGUCUUCCUGCUUAGUGAACACACUCACCAGUUCAGCUAUAAAAGUGUGUGCGUGAGGAAGAAAUGCUAAAAAGGAGGGUGACAGGAGAAAAGCUCACCCUCUCCUCUACUUUAACAGUCCAGCCCUCUGCUGCUCCCCUCACAUCUAGAUAAAUAAGCAAAAAGGGGGGGAGCCUUAAAGCAGCAGAGCAUGGGAUGUAGAGUAGGGGGUGGGUUUUGGUUCCAUCCCUGUAGGUUAACAGUUAACACUCAACCCCGGCUUUAUAGCUGAACCAAUGAGCCUGCACCAAUUAGCUGGUCCAACGUUGCAUGGAAAUAGGUGACUGCUUAUGUUCUUGAGCAGGGAUGACAAAGCUGUGCUCUCCAGAUGUCGACUCCCAAUUUCCAUUGCCACCCAAACAGGAAGGCCCAUAGACCAGGGAUGAUGUGAGUUAUAGUCCAGCAAAAAACAUAAGCGCAUCUAUGGUGGAAUUUAAUGUUCUGCUCUUCCAAGUGAUCCACAAAGAACAAUACCCUCUCCUCCCCCUGAGCACUAUUCUAGGGGUUCUGUACCCGCAAAAAUAAAAAU